AUGUCUGUUUCAACACCAGUGUCGUGGCUUAAGCGAGAUGUCUUGCUCUUCGCACUUAGUAUUGGUUGUAAAGUCGACGAGUUACAAUUUCUAUAUGAACUACACCCUGAAUUCCAGGUUUUUCCAACGUAUCCAGUGAUCUUAUGUGUGUAUCCUCAAUUCAAACAGCCAAGAAUGUUUCUGCAAUACUCUUGCCUUCAAGAAGUCAUACCCUAUUCGACAACACUUCCGCAUCCACCAAUCCCAACACUCACACCUCCACCUCCAGCUCUCGAUCCUUCAAAAGUUGUAGAUGGCUUGAGACAUCUUACUGUUCACCAUCCUCUACCAACAAGUACUGUAGGUCGUAACUUCCGUAUGCGAAAGAGUAUAGUUGGCGUCUAUGAUAAAGGCUCCGGGACUGUCGUACACUCUUUGCACCAAUUGGUAGAUGAAGAUGUUGGGAGAUGUUACUCCGAGGUACACGCCCAUAGCUUCUAUGUCGGGCAAGGGGGUUGGGGAGGUCUGAGAGGACCAAAAGUGGAAGAUGUUGUGAUGCCUUCGAGGGAAGCAGACAUUGUAGCCUACGAGAGAAGUAAUACGGAGAGCAGUCUGUUGUACCGUCUGAAUGGCGAUUAUAACCCUCUUCAUGCAACUCCUGAACCAGGAACGGCUAUGGGGUUUCCAGGCGUCAUCAUGCACGGCCUCGUCGCGUGGAAUAUGUGCGCUCAUGCUGUGAUCCGAAGCUUUGGAGAGAGUAGAGGAUGUUGCUUGGUUGAGUUUGAAGCAAGAUUUGCGGCACCUGUACUUCCAGGAGAUCACUUGUGUAUUCAGAUGUGGGUAGAGGACGAUCCUCAACGCGCUGAGCGAAUCGAAGUGAGAUUUUUGUGUAAAGUUGGCGAAAGGGUUGUGUUGAAGGCAGGACGAGCAUUGCUUAAGCGAAGAAUUUAA
Molecule: messenger RNA, 930 nt
Organism: Glarea lozoyensis ATCC 20868
Lineage: Eukaryota; Fungi; Ascomycota; Leotiomycetes; Helotiales; Helotiaceae
Product: Thioesterase/thiol ester dehydrase-isomerase
Exons: 4
Coding region: 1-930 (309 amino acids)
Cellular component (GO): peroxisome
Source: RefSeq, a predicted model, not a curated record